GUUAGUGUCACCUGUUUUUGAUGGGUAUUUCAUCUCUCUUACUCCCUGGUUACAAGGGUUUCGAUGUCCUAAUUAUCCGCAAAUAAACGGCAAGAGCCCUGUGAUAUCGCAUCCGAUCUCUGAAAAACUUUUUUCAGGUUUUCAUCUUCUUUUCUUCUUCUCCUCGUCGCUUCAUCUCUGUUAAUCCAUCCCGGUGUUUCCAACAAAGAAUUCAAGUUCCGUGUUUUUUUAUAUACGACGCAUCGCAGCAAAAUCGUAGAUGAAGGUUUUUCCGAAGCUGUGAAGAUCUAAGGUUAUUUGUAGUGUUGGAGUUGAUUGUCUAUCGUUUCGAAGUAUUGUUCGGGUAAGAAUUUGAAUCAUGGAUGCGGAUAUCUUACGGGCGAUGAAGCAAAAACAUUUGAAUUGUCUGGGGAUAUGUAUGGUUUUCACGUGUUGUUGCUGAACUCGAGAAUAAAGUUCAGCUUUUUUAUUUGUAGACUUCUGCAUUUUUGAUUUUGAAAGGUGGUGGUGGUGAGAUCUAGGGUUUGGGAUACCGGUUUUGGUGUUUAUGAGAUAAAUUUUGUUACGAUGGAUAUGGAACUCGUCGGGGAUGUCGCUGCCCUCGACAUCGAAUUGUUACAGCUACCGGAGGUGUCUCCUUUGGCGCUUAAAUCGAACCCUCACAUUGCUGAAGAGUUGUUCUCACAGUGGCUUUCACUUCCAGACACCUGUCGACUGGUAAAAUCUUUGCUUGAUGAUGCAAAGGCAGGUGCUUUGAUAAAUGUCCCUGGUAACUCGACGACAGCAAAUGCCACUGCAAGCAAUUCAUUGCCUUCGAUGUUUCCUGCUGGCAGUGCACCUCCACUUUCACCGAGAAGCACUGCUGGUUCUCCUCGUGUUAUGAAACAGAGACCUGGUCCUUCUUUUUUUGGUUCUCCUCUAAAAAUAGUCAGUGAACCAGUGAAGGAAGUCAUUCCUCAAUUUUACUUUCAAAAUGGCCGCCCUCCACCAAAUGAGCUGAAAGAGCAGAUUAUGUCUAGAAUCAAUCAAUUUUUUUAUGGUCACAUGGAUGGACUGCAAGUUCAUGAAUUUAAAGCAGUAAUGAAAGAAAUCUGCAAGCUACCAUCAUUUUUCUCCACUGCUCUUUUCAAAAAGAUUGAUUCUAAUUGCACUCAGGCUGUAACAAGGGAUGCCUUUGUUGAUUAUUGGGUCAAUAGUAACAUGAUGACAAUGGAUUUAGCAACACAAAUAUUUACAAUUUUAAAACAACCAGAUCAUAUGUACCUCACUCAGGAUGAUUUCAAACCUGUCCUGCGAGAACUUUUGGCAACUCAUCCAGGGUUGGAAUUCUUACAAAGCACUCCUGAGUUUCAGGAAAGAUAUGCCGAAACUGUCAUAUACAGAAUAUUUUACUAUGUCAAUAGAUCAGGGAAUGGCCAUCUUACCCUCAGGGAGCUGAAACGUGGAAAUCUAAUUGCGGCAAUGCAACACGCAGAUGAGGAAGAGGAUAUUAACAAAGUUCUGAGGUACUUUUCAUAUGAACAUUUUUAUGUGAUAUAUUGCAAGUUCUGGGAGCUGGAUAUGGAUCAUGAUUUCUUGAUUGACAAAGAGAAUCUUAUUAGAUAUGGUAACCAUGCUCUUACUUACAGGAUUGUUGAUCGAAUAUUUUCACAGGUUCCAAGAAAGUUCACAAGCAAGGUUGAAGGGAAAAUGGGUUACGAAGAUUUUGUUUACUUCAUGCUUUCAGAGGAGGAUAAAUCAUCUGAGCCUAGUCUUGAGUAUUGGUUCAAGUGUAUAGAUUUGGAUGGAAAUGGAGUUCUCACUCCUAAUGAAAUGCAGUUCUUUUAUGAGGAACAGUUGCAUCGGAUGGAAUGUAUGGCCCAAGAACCUGUGCUUUUUGAGGAUAUUUUAUGCCAGAUGGUUGACAUGAUUGGGCCAGAGAAUGAGAGUUAUUUGACAUUGCGUGACUUAAAGGGCUGCAAACUUUCUGGAAAUGUUUUCAACAUUCUAUUCAAUCUUAAUAAGUUCAUGGCCUUCGAAACUCGUGAUCCAUUUCUUAUUCGUCAGGAACGGGAAGAUCCAACUUUGACAGAGUGGGACCGCUUUGCCCAUAGAGAAUAUAUAAGGCUUUCAAUGGAAGAAGAUGGUGAGGAUGCCUCCAAUGGAAGUGCGGAAGUUUGGGACGAGUCAUCACUUGAAGCUCCCUUCUGAGUCCAACUAGAAGGAACUAGUCAUAUAUUUACACCAUGUGAACAUGAGAAAGCUUUGGCUGCUUUUACGUGAACCUGGCCAUUGAAUGAAGGAACACUCGUCACAUGAAAAUCCUCUUUGAACAAACUUAGCUGCUACAUCCACCCUCGUCAGCAGAAAAUUUCUGCCUUGCCAUGUGAAAAAUGUCUCAAAUGUGUUUAUUUUUCUGGCAGGCGACAGUCUGGCCAUAAUGCAAAUGAACGGGGCACUAGGGAGUGCCACAAAGAACAAAUCUUUUUGGAAAUGCCCUCUGUGCCUCCCUGGGAUGGAGGGGCAGUUGCUUACAAAGUGAUGUAAACAUCGUCCAGGUAACAAUAGUUCAGAAUUUUAUCAGUCACAUUUUUUUUUUCUUUUUGUAAGGAAAGCUGUUCUAUUAGUCUUGUUGCAUUUUUCUUUCAUCGUGUCCAUUGUGUGAAGUUUGAGCAGGCAUAAUAGCUUCAUGGGCACAUAUUAUUCUGGGUACGAUGGUUACAUCUUUGGUCCUUUUCCGUUGGGUUUUUUCUUCUCCUUAGAUGUUCACUUUAUUGGAUUUUUGGUGGAAGGAAAGAUACCUUGAUCAUUUGUAUUCA
Telopea speciosissima is the source of this 2798-nucleotide messenger RNA. Its product is annotated as serine/threonine protein phosphatase 2A regulatory subunit B''beta-like. The transcript has 14 exons. Gene Ontology annotation, molecular function: protein phosphatase regulator activity; calcium ion binding. The record is from RefSeq and is a predicted model, not a curated record. The coding region runs from base 568 to 2190 and encodes 540 amino acids. Gene Ontology annotation, biological process: protein dephosphorylation. Lineage: Eukaryota; Viridiplantae; Streptophyta; Magnoliopsida; Proteales; Proteaceae. Gene Ontology annotation, cellular component: protein phosphatase type 2A complex.